Messenger RNA from Mustela lutreola (European mink), 2554 nucleotides. RefSeq names its product sclerostin (gene SOST). The coding region runs from base 326 to 967 and encodes 213 amino acids. The transcript has 2 exons. The record is from RefSeq and is a predicted model, not a curated record. NCBI's taxonomy places the organism in Eukaryota, Metazoa, Chordata, Mammalia, Carnivora, Mustelidae. Gene Ontology annotation, biological process: ossification; negative regulation of Wnt signaling pathway; negative regulation of BMP signaling pathway. Gene Ontology annotation, molecular function: BMP binding.
UUGUGAUAUCUGAAAACCGCAGCUGCCAGCACGUGGGAGGUGCUGGAGGGCAGGCUCGCCUUACACACCCCUCUCUCUAGGUCACCUGGGAGCACCAGAGCAAUGUGGGAGUUUGCUGUGCCUGGGAAGUCUUUGGGGAGGGGUUGCAGUGAGCACACCCUGUUCCCUCCCCCUGGGCUGAGAGAAACGUGGGACCAGCCCUGCCCCAGUCUGUCCUCAUUGGUUGGCAUCAGGCAGAGGGGGCUUUAAAAAGGCAAACGUGUCCCAGGCUAGGGACCGGAGCCUGUGCUACUGCAAGGCAGGCUGCCCUCCUCCGGCUGGCACCAUGCAGCUCUCUCUCGCUGUGUAUCUCGUCUGCCUGCUGGUGCAUGCGGCCUUCCGGGUGGUGGAGGGCCAGGGCUGGCGGGCCUUCAAAAACGAUGCCACAGAGAUCAUCCCUGAGCUUGGCGAGUACCCCGAGCCCCCACCAGAGCUGGAGAACAACAAGACCAUGAACCGGGCGGAGAACGGAGGGAGGCCCCCUCACCAUCCCUUUGAGACCAAAGACGCGUCCGAGUACAGCUGCCGCGAGCUGCAUUUCACCCGCUUCGUGACGGACGGACCCUGCCGCAGCGCCAAGCCGGUCACCGAGCUGGUGUGCUCCGGCCAGUGCGGCCCCGCGCGCCUGCUGCCCAACGCCAUCGGCCGCGGCAAGUGGUGGCGCCCGAGCGGGCCCGACUUCCGCUGCAUCCCCGACCGCUACCGUGCGCAACGGGUGCAGCUGCUGUGCCCGGGGGAUGCGGCGCCGCGCGCGCGCAAAGUGCGCCUGGUGGCCUCCUGCAAGUGCAAGCGCCUCACCCGCUUCCACAACCAGUCCGAGCUCAAGGACUUCGGGCCCGAGGCCGCGCGGCCGCAGAAGGGCCGAAAGCCGCGGCCCCGCGCCCGGGGCGCCAAAGCCAACCAGGCUGAGCUGGAGAACGCCUAUUAGAGGCCGCCCGCCGCGCCGCGCUCCCCGACCCGCGCCCUAAGUCGGGCGCGGGAGUUUCUGCCCUCUGCGCGCGGUCUGUUUGCGUCUCCUUGUAAAUGUCUGCAGCCCGGGGCAGGGGGCGGAGACCUUCCGGGCUCCGGCAGGAGGGAGCCCGGCCCUGCGGAUCUCGGGGAGGGGGGCCAGCAGAGCCUCCCCACCCCCACUCCCCAGCGUCCCAGGGGGGUCCCGCAGGGCAGGGACAGCGCUGAGAGUCACACACACUGAGCCACGCAGCCCCGCCCACCGGGGCCGCCCACCUUUGCUGGUUCCACUUCAGAGGACGGCAGAAGAGCAGGGUUUCUAUGGGAGCGGUGGGGAAUGAGAGUCCGGGGACUGGUUAAGAAAGUUCGCUAAGAUUCCUCCUCCACUCCUCUGCCCCUUCCUAAAGCCUUUAGUGCCUUGUUGUGCCAAGAACCCAGCACUGGGAUCCGUAGAUAGGAUUUCCAGUCUGGACUCCGCCACUAACUCGCCGGAUGACCUUGGACCGCACUCUUCCCUUUCUGUCCAGAGUCUGUCCUCAAUUUCCUCUUUGGAAAAUGAAGGUGGGCCUGGGAUUUGUAUCUCGAGGAAUCUACUGUCACAUGAUUCCAAGGCCUUGGGUGCCGUUUGAAUGGGCAAAGGAGAAAGAGGGGGGUUGGAUUGGAUUACUGCCGUGGUCAUGGUCAUGGCUGGAAUUCAGAACUGUAAUCCUCUGAUCUGACAGCCAAACAAGGGUGGUGGGGGGAGUCUUUUUUAGGGCUGACAAGCUCCUGGAAGAAGCUCGUUCUUUCCAGCCUGGGCUCCCCAGAUGUUUGCCUACCUCCAGCACUCCACCCCAAAGGAUGCAGAAAAGAUACCAGCAAUUGGGGUAGAGAAGGAGAAGGUCCCAAGACUGGGGAGGGCUGGGGGAGACCGGCCAGGAAUCAAUCCCCUAUUCCAUCCCCCACCAUGGCCAUGUUUUAAAGUCACCUUCUGCAGAGAAGCUUGAAGUCCCAGGACCCUGGGCUUGCCAGGCCCAAGGAACAGCCAGCCCCCCCAUUAAGACCAGCAGAUCCCUUUGGAGGUGUCUCCUCCCGCCUAGCACUCACAGACGUGAUUCUGUCUAGCAAGUAGCUUCUUACUACUGUUACCGGUGGUGGCGCAUCUUACAUUAAAAUAAUAUUACUUGGGGAAAAAUUACAAGUGCUGUACAUAUGCUGAAAAAACCCGCAAAGCCCGUUCGCUGUCAUCCAAAAAUCUUUCGGAAAGUCAUUUCCAGACACCUCUUACUUUCUGUGUAGUUUUUCAUUGUUUAAAAAAAAUUUUUUUUUUUUUUAAAAACAGAAGCACAGACCAUGUGAGAGCCUGCUGGGCUGGUUGCUUUUUGCAAUCCUUUCAUGUGGGAUUUGUCCACAAGAAUGAGAGUCGUGGUUCUUAAAGAGUUAAGUUACGUAUUUAUUUUCGCACUUAAGUUAUUUAUGCAAAAGUUUUUCUUGUAGAGAAAUGACCAUGUUAAUAUUGCUUUAUGAAAUACCAGUCUGUUCUCUCCGAAUCCAGAGGCAUUGUUAAUAAAGACAAUGAAUCAUUUCA